Molecule: messenger RNA, 1485 nt
Organism: Formica exsecta
Lineage: Eukaryota; Metazoa; Arthropoda; Insecta; Hymenoptera; Formicidae
Product: 2-acylglycerol O-acyltransferase 1-like
Exons: 6
Coding region: 305-1378 (357 amino acids)
Biological process (GO): triglyceride biosynthetic process
Cellular component (GO): endoplasmic reticulum membrane
Molecular function (GO): diacylglycerol O-acyltransferase activity
Source: RefSeq, a predicted model, not a curated record
UCUUUCGGAGCACGUGCUUUACUCUCUUCCUACCGGCGAGCUCCAACAGUAAGGCGUAUGACGCCGUGCUGAACGUUCUGUGAAAGUCAUCGAAGCGAUAAAUACAUUACGCCAAGCACAAAUACAUCACUCGCACUGUAUCGUGCGAUGCAUAGUGUCAUUUCUUCUACGAAAAGCAGUCAUCUAUCAUCUAGUUAUCCUAUCUGGCGUGUAUCAAAGGAGGGCAUAAUCUGAGAGAAACUAUACCUGCUGAUGACCGCGAGAUCUACAGGUAGAUUAGAUCACCGAAAACUUGGUGGGAAAUAUGGAAAUUCUGGGUGUAAAAUUCGCGCCGUUAAAUAUACCUCUGCAAAGAAGGCUGCAGACCUUGGCGGUUGCGACAUGGAUUUUUAUCUUUGCUUUCGGCGAUUUUUUGGGAUACAUUCUCACGGCCUAUCUUCUACUCUACACGCAAACAAUACGUUACUUCGUGCUACUGUAUUUACUCUGGAUGUAUUACGAUUGGGACACUUGCAAUCGUGGUGGCAGAAGUGAUUCGUUGACAAAGAGGAUGAGAAAUGGCGCAUUUUGGCGUUACUUUUGCAAUUAUUUUCCCUUGAAGUUAGUGAAAACAGUGGAUCUGGACCCAACAAAGUCUUAUCUUUUCAUCUCCGUACCCCAUGGAAUUUUAUCGAUGGGAGUUAUUGGUUCAUUCGGAACGGACGUACUGGGAUGUAAGAAGCUAUUUCCCGGAUUGGAUAUACGUACAAUUACUCUCGAUCAACAUUUCAAAAUACCUCUAUUCAGAGAAUGUCCUUAUUUGUUAGACGAUGAUUCUCGAACGCGUACAGGUGGCUGCGCUGCUAAUGCGAAAAGUAUCGAGUAUUUAUUAUCAACACCGCCAAAGAGCCCAUAUACCGGAAGAGCUACAAUACUUGUCAUCGGCGGCGCUUCUGAAUCCAUGGAAUCGAUGCCAGGCACUUACCGUACCAUCGUAAAAAGGAGAAAGGGCUUCGUGAAACUUGCCUUAAAACAUGGCACGUCGAUAGUUCCUGUUUUUUCUUUUGGCGAAACGGAUUUAUACGAUCAAGUAUACGGUCCAGAAGGAUCGACUUUAAGACGUAUCCAGAACUAUAUUCGCAAUUUCAUAGGAUUGGCGCCCAUCAUUUUUUCGGGUAGAGGAUUCUUCCAGUAUUCGUUUGGUCUUAUUCCGAAGAGAUUACCCGUCACCGUAGUCGUUGGCAAUCCGAUCGAGCUGCCGAAAAUAGAGGUACCCACAACUGAGCAAAUCGACAAAUAUCACAAAAAAUUCAUGGAACACUUGACUGAGCUCUUCGAGACACAAAAACACAAUUACAUAAAGAAUGCGGAAACAGCUACUCUCGAAGUCAACUUAUGACACGCAUUCGAUCGGAUAACAUCAUCUAAAUUGUAAAUUUAGUGCUUUAUUGAAAUUCUCUCGGACUAAUUGUCAUUUUCUUAAAACUUUAAAAUAUUUCGGAAAAA